Molecule: messenger RNA, 405 nt
Organism: Giardia duodenalis
Lineage: Eukaryota; Fornicata; Diplomonadida; Hexamitidae
Exons: 1
Coding region: 1-405 (134 amino acids)
Biological process (GO): axoneme assembly
Cellular component (GO): axonemal microtubule
Source: RefSeq, a predicted model, not a curated record
AUGGAAAAAGAGAUCGACUAUGCAGCUCUUGAGCAGCGCGCUAAGGAGCUUUAUGCUCAAAUCCAGGACGUGAACGUUCCAGAUAGAUUUAAAAACCCUUCCAAUUUUUCCACACAAAAGGUCAGUCUCGACAACUCAGCACCACUGAUUGCGAACGGAUCCCAGAGCCUUUCGGCCACGGCGACAGAAUCUAGAAAGUCAAAUGCAUCCAUGUUUUAUACUACUUCUAACAGCGAGUAUGGAGACUUCACACCCUCCAUAGUUGAGAUGCCCACGCAGUGGAAUGGGAACAAAAUUAUCGUGAGUCGUCAGCAAAAUAAUGUCGUCUAUCGAUACGACGGAUUCAACACCGAGGUCGACAAGAAUAGAUACAUGGACCCUUACGUCACUAUCCGCCGCAAGUAA